AUGGCGACGAUCACUUUAACGCUCAUAUCAACCAUGGCUCAUGUUGACGAUACGGUCGUUUUUGAACGGAUGUUAAAAAAUUGCUAUGGAUCGUUGGACGGGUUCUUGGAGGACUUCCGUGAAUUCCAAGGAGAUACUUGCACUUCCGUCUACAUUUAUGCGUCAAUGACAGCCAAACAACUGAUACGGGAAAGAAAGUUUUAUCGGAAACUGACUCUUCCUGAGGUUUUUCCGUACUAUUUCAUCAAAUAUUGCUGUGUACAUCACAGAAGGCGCGGUGCAACUGCAACCAGGCUGCAGAAUAUCGAUUGUCCGGCAUUCGUUGGAAUUCGCGCGGUUGGGAGGGAGUACAGAGUGAUGAAACGUUAUCUGGUGCACAACCAUGACUUCCAUGUGCGUCAGCGGGGUCUGUAUACAAGUAAUCGUCGUCUCUCUGGAGAACAGGAAGAGGAAGUGAGUACUUUGAUGGACGAUCUUAGAAGUACUCGCGAGCUAAGGGAUGUCGCCACACACAUGUUCCGGAGAUCGUAA
Echinostoma caproni is the source of this 531-nucleotide messenger RNA. Lineage: Eukaryota; Metazoa; Platyhelminthes; Trematoda; Plagiorchiida; Echinostomatidae. The record is from the annotation of a GenBank genome assembly.